Nannochloropsis gaditana CCMP526 is the source of this 2500-nucleotide messenger RNA. RefSeq names its product ATP-dependent RNA helicase DDX23/PRP28 (gene DDX23). The coding region runs from base 38 to 2500 and encodes 820 amino acids. The transcript has 2 exons. Gene Ontology annotation, cellular component: catalytic step 2 spliceosome. Gene Ontology annotation, molecular function: ATP binding; RNA binding; RNA helicase activity. The record is from RefSeq and is a predicted model, not a curated record. Gene Ontology annotation, biological process: mRNA splicing, via spliceosome.
ACAGGACACAUUCGAGUAAGCUUUCAUCUUCCCGGCAAUGUCAUCUCUCAAGCGCGACCACGAAAAUGGGCAUGUCGUGGAUGAUGGCGAGCAGCAAGUGAAACGGGCGAAGAUGGAUGUAAGAGAGGAGGAGAAAGAGGCGGGGCCGCCGCCCGAGGAGGCCUUGCGCAUCGCGGAGAUUGCGGCGCGGGCUGAAGCUAGGGCUGCCGCGAGAGCGUCGGCAACAGGGAGUAAUGGAGGGAGAGAUGCAGGAGGGAACGGUGGAGCGGGAGGGAUUGCGAAAGGGAACCAUAAGCUUCCGCCUUUGCCAACCCUGAUUGAAGGGGGAGCGCAUGAGGUGAAGUUUCUGACCAAGAAACAACGGGAGCAACUGGCGUUGCAGAAAUUGCAGGAGAAGCGGGCAGCAGAAGCCCCGAGUGUGAAGAGGACCGGUAUGGCAAUGAAGGAUGUCGGCAAGGGUGGCAGUGCGGGGGAUGGAGGCAUGGGUCCGCCCCGGCCCGGGUCGCACCGGGACCGCGACGGGCGAGAGGGAAGCCGGGAAGGAGGCUGGAGGGAUGGGGCCCGUGGGAGGGCUUCCGAUCGUGGAGCUAGGGAGGAGAGGGAGCGUGGAGGAAGGGGUUUGAGUCGGGAAGAGCGGGAGCGGGAGCGUUUGGAGCGGCAACGCCAAGAAGAGCUGCAGGCGCUGAAAGACCACUAUCUGGGGAAGAAGGAGGUGAAGCGGCGCGUGGUGAAGCCCAGCGAGAAGUUCGCGCGCAUUUUCCAGUUUGACUGGGAGGCUUCCGAAGACACGAGCCGGGACAGCAACCCCCUGUACAACCAGCGGCUGGAGGUGACCCCCUUGUUCGGGAGGGGGUACGUGGCGGGCGUGGAUAUGCGGGAGCAGCGGAAGACGAACAGGUACCUGGAGGCGCUGACGCUGAGACGGCAGGAGGAGGAGCGACGGGCGGAGGAGGAGGCGGGCGUGAGUCGGGGGGACAGGCGGGACAAGGAGGAAGAGCGCCGGUCCUUCAUGGAGGACAUGCGGCGGCGGCGGGAGGCGGAGGCUCGGGGCAUGGAGAGGGCGACGAUUGGGGUGCUGGGGCAGCACUGGCGGGACAAGAGCUUGGAGAGCAUGACCGAGAGGGACUGGCGGAUCUUCCGGGAGGACUUCGACAUCAGCAUGCGGGUCGGGCGCCAGCGCGUCUUGCCUCUUCGCAACUGGGAGGAGGCGAACCUGCCUGCCAGCUUGCGCAAGACCGUUGAGGGCAUGGGCUGGAAAGAGCCCUCGCCCAUUCAGCGGGCUGCCAUCCCGGUGGGGAUGGGCCGCCGGGACAUCAUAGGGAUCGCGGAGACGGGGUCUGGGAAGACGGGGGCCUUCGCCAUCCCCAUGAUCAACUACUGCCUGACCCUGCCGGCGGAGCACCGGACCCGCACGCCGGAGGAAGGGCCGCUGGCUCUGGUCAUGGCGCCAACCCGGGAGCUGGCGGAGCAGAUCGAGGCGCAGGUUGCGAUUUUGAUCGAGGGGACGGGUCUGAAGAGUUGCUCGGGCGUGGGGGGAAAGCCCAUUGAGGACCAAGCCUUUGCCCUGCGCGAGGGCGUGGACAUAUUGAUUGGGACGCCGGGCAGGCUCAAGGACCUGAUCGACUCCCGGUACCUGGUGCUGAACCAGUGCAACUACAUCGUUCUGGACGAGGCGGACAGGAUGGUGGACAUGGGCUUCGAGGAGCAGGUGGUGGCCGUGCUCGACACCAUGGGAGGCCUCCUGAAGUCCGAGAACGAGGAGGAGGCGGACCGGCAGGCGGACGCGGCGCAGAAGGGGGAGCAGCUCUACCGUGUCACCGCCAUGUUCUCGGCCACCAUGCCGCCGGCAGUGGAGCGCAUCGCUCGGUCCUACCUGAGGGCGCCCGCCACGAUCAAGAUCGGAGAGGCCAACAGCGGGAAGAACAAGCGGAUCGAGCAACGCCUCAUCUUCACCACGGAGCCGGGAAAGAGGAAGGCGGUGGUGGAUCUCCUGACCAGCCCGAAGAAAGAGGACAAGUUCAUCGUCUUUGUCAACGCCAAGCGGGCCUGCGAUGUGCUGGCUCGGCAUCUGGAGCAGACGCGCAUCUCCUGCGGGAUUCUGCAUGGGGGCAAGAGCCAGGACCAGCGCGAGGCCAGCCUGGAGGCCUUUCGAAACGGGGUUUUCACCGUCUUGGUGGCCACAGACGUGGCAGCCCGAGGCCUGGACAUCCCCGACGUCUCGCAUGUGAUCAAUUACGACAUGCCCGCUAAGAUAGAGAACUACUGCCACAGGAUCGGGCGGACGGGGCGCGCGGGCAAGGAGGGGCUGGCGACGACGCUCCUGACGGAGAACGACAGCGAGGUCUUCCACGACUUGAAGAACUACCUGGAAUCCACGGACAUGAAGGUGCCUCCCGAGCUUGGGAAGCACGCGGCCGCCCAGCAAGCCCCGGGGACCCGCAACGAGGACGGCAAGAUCAUGGGCCAGAAGAGGGACAGCGUCAUGUACUCGAAGCGUUAA